AUGCGCUUCUUCACCGCUUCUCUCAUCGCCGCUCUCGCGACCGGCGCCUCGGCCAACGUCUUCGCCGUGCGCUCCCUGGACACCCGCGCCACCAUCGAGUCCUUCUGCGACGUGACCAACAAGGCCGACGCUCGCGUCUACAGCUGCACCCACGAGCAGGCUGAUGUUGACGACUGCACGGCCUCCAAGGCCGGCGACCGCUUUGUGUACAGCUGCCCUCCUGUUCCCGCCGGCCAGGACUUCUGCGACGUCGAGUACCGCCCCGAGCACAAUGAGCUUGCUGCUAGCUGCACCACAGACAUCAAGUAUGACGAGAAGUGUGUCCAGGCCAAGAGUGGGGACAGGUGGGAGAACUCGUGUCCCCUCGACAUUCUCGGCCAGGAGUAA
Molecule: messenger RNA, 387 nt
Organism: Trichosporon asahii var. asahii CBS 2479
Lineage: Eukaryota; Fungi; Basidiomycota; Tremellomycetes; Trichosporonales; Trichosporonaceae
Exons: 1
Coding region: 1-387 (128 amino acids)
Source: RefSeq, a predicted model, not a curated record